CCACCGUCUAUGUUACUGCGGCAAAUCUGACUGUGCACUGACUGAUCAAUGUUUAUUCCCCCCCAGUGCAAUUAACAUUAGCUAAGGCUCAUAUCUCAGAUUAAUUAAUUAUUUUGUGAAAUUAAAAUGCUCUGCAUGAGGGUCUGCGUUAGAUAAACCGCCCAGCAGUAAAAUCAUCCUGGAUGUCUGGUGACGUAUCCGCCGCUCCGCCGUCUGCUCUGGAGGUUGUCAGCUUCAUCGGCAAAACCGUUGGCGCAGGCGCGGCACUGACAGCUGCUGUCUACUUACUCCGCAAAGUCUGUUUAAUAAUGGCCUGGAAAUCUGGAGGAGCCAGCCACGCAGAGCUUGUCAACAACCUCCGCAAAAAUGGCAUUAUUAAGUCUGACAAGGUCUAUGAAGUCAUGCUGGCCACAGACCGAGCCCAUUUCUCUAGGUGUAACCCAUACAUGGACUCGCCCCAGUCAAUAGGCUAUCAAGCGACCAUCAGCGCUCCACACAUGCACGCCUAUGCCCUGGAGCUCCUACACGACCAGCUGUACGAGGGAGCAAAAGCUCUGGACGUCGGCUCUGGCAGUGGAAUCCUGUCCGCUUGCUUCGCACGAAUGGUAGGUCCUAAAGGGAAAGUUAUAGGAAUUGAUCACAUCAAAGAGCUGGUAGACGAUUCUAUUAACAAUGUGACGAAAGACGACCCCAGUUUGAUAACAUCGGGCAGAGUCACGCUAAUAGUGGGGGACGGGCGGAUGGGCCAUCCUGAGGAAGCGCCUUACGAUGCUAUCCAUGUUGGCGCAGCAGCACCGACUGUCCCUCAAGCUCUUCUGGAUCAGCUGAAGCCGGGCGGCCGGCUGAUUCUGCCCGUCGGCCCGGCUGGUGGAAACCAGAUGCUGGAGCAGUACGACAAGUUGGAGGACGGCAGCACCAAAAUGAAGCCCUUGAUGGGGGUGAUUUAUGUGCCUUUAACAGACAGAGAAAAGCAGUGGUCCAGGGAUGAACUUUGAAGAGGAAGACGGUCCAUAAAUCACCUUUAAGUUUAAACCUGGAGAAAACUUGGAUGGGGUUGAACAGCCCAUGGCAUUUUAACAAAACAUGCUCUUUUUGUUUAAAUCUAACGAUGGACAAGAGUAUCACAUUGAUGACAGCCCAGACGGGCUGGGAAGAAAGACUGAAGCUCAGCGCAGAAAUAUCGGAGAAGGCUUUUUUGUUUUUCUUUUCAGGCCUGCAUCUUUUUGGUUGUGUUUUCAAUUUCAAACCGCUGGAUUUUUCGUUUUUUUUGUGGUUUAUCAUUUGAAUUACAAUCAGCCACUUUUACAGUCUUACAUUUCAGCAGCAUCAAAGCUGAAUGUAGGAGGAACAGCGGACAGCGACGGGGGAAAGCUUGAAACUUUUAGAUAAUUCACGUAGCUACAGCGCGCGUGUGUGUGUGCGUGUGGAUCAUCUAACUCUAGACCUCUCUGCUAACACAUGAGCUUUUUUCCCUUGCCAGCAGUAUUAAGAACACACACACACAGGCAACACAAUGGCUGAUGUAACCCACACAUCCUGUUUGAUGUGCAGCACUCUUGAGUCAUUCUACACAUAGAGUAAGCAAUCCAUCGGAUCAUACUGAAUAUACUCCAAAGAGAGCGGAGCACUAAUAACAUUGACACACGUGCACAUAACAGGGCUGUGCUUUUCACCUGGUGAUGUGUUGCUUUCUGCCGCCGGUUUACCAUUAACAAUUUGUGCAGGCUCUUCUGGUGACUGACACUAAAUGAGAUAGUCACUGCUUUGCCAAAAUAAACUCCAACAAUAUAAAGCAAAUGAAUGUCUGUUUUCUUGAAAUCUAAAAGCACAUUUUGUUUUGGGUGAUCGAAGUGAUGAAUGAUAUUUGGCUUUCACAGAUUCUGGAAUGGCAAAUGAAAAUAAAGAAAAGCUUAUGUUUUUG
Acanthopagrus latus (yellowfin seabream) is the source of this 1921-nucleotide messenger RNA. RefSeq names its product protein-L-isoaspartate (D-aspartate) O-methyltransferase (gene pcmt1). The transcript is spliced from 8 exons. Gene Ontology annotation, cellular component: cytoplasm. Lineage: Eukaryota; Metazoa; Chordata; Actinopteri; Spariformes; Sparidae. Gene Ontology annotation, molecular function: protein-L-isoaspartate (D-aspartate) O-methyltransferase activity. Gene Ontology annotation, biological process: protein modification process. The coding region runs from base 183 to 995 and encodes 270 amino acids. The record is from RefSeq and is a predicted model, not a curated record.